AUGUCAUCACAAAAGAAAAUAGCCAUCUUGUUUGGUUCCGAGACAGGUAAUGCCCAAGAUUUCGCAACAAUCCUGUCGCACAAAUUACAAAGGCUACAUUUUUCUCAUACAUUAUCAUCCUUUUCAGAAUAUGAUCCUAAAGAUAUAUUGAGCUGUAAAUAUCUUUUCCUCUUUUGUUCGACUACUGGUCAAGGUGAAUUACCUAAGAAUGCAUCGGAUGGUAAAUUUUGGUCGUUUUUAAAGAAAAAGAAAUUACCAGCAAAUUUUUUAAGUCAUGUAAAUGUGACUUUGUUUGGCUUAGGUGAUUCGUCUUAUCCAAAGUUCAACUAUGCGAUUAGAAAAUUACAUCAAAGAAUUGUCGUUCAAUUGGGAGCAAAGGAAGUAUUCGAUAGAUUGGAAGCUGAUGAACAAUCAAUGGCAGGAAGUAAUAAGGGAACAGGUGCUGGGGUGGAGAGCGUUUAUUUCGAAUAUGAGAAAAGAAUUUUACAAUUUUUGAAGGAAAAGUUCCCCAAUAGAAAGUUGAAAAAUGGUGAAGUUAUUGAACGUGAUGAAAUUGAUCCUGAAAUAUAUUUGGCGCCAUACUCUUACCUUACUUUAGCUGACGAGGAAGAUGAUCCUAAUCCAGCAGCAUCAGAUAACAGUAACAUUAAGUUCGAAGGUGAUAAGUCUAUGAAAUAUGGGAAGGUGAUUAAAAAUGAACGAAUCACGGACCCUGAACAUUUCCAAGACGUUAGACAAUUUAUCUUCAAAAAUAAUGACGAAUCAGUAAAUGAUAUUUAUUAUCCAGGUGAUACUGCUGCAAUUUAUUCAUAUAAUACAGAUUUGGCUGUCGAACAAUUCUUAGAAAAUCAGUCUCAUUGGUUAGAAGUUGCAGAUAAACCCUUAAAAUUUACCAAUGGUAUACCAAGUCAUUUAAGAGAUGGUGGUAUCGUUAAACCAUUAACGAUAAGGAAUUUACUGAAGUAUCACUGUGAUAUAAUGAGUAUCCCAAGAACAAGUUUCUUCAUGAAAAUGUGGACGUUUGCUACAGAUGUCACAAGAAUGGAACGUGGUGAAGAACAAUUAAAUGAUCAAAGGGAUAAGUUAAAGGAAUUUGCUUACGAUGAAGAUAUGCAAGAAUUAUAUGAUUAUUGUAAUAGACCAAGAAGAUCUAUCUUAGAAGUUUUGGAUGACUUCCUUUCCGUGAGAUUACCUUGGAAAUAUAUGCUGGAUUAUCUUCCUAUUAUAAAGCCACGUUAUUAUUCUAUCUCAAGUGGUCCUUGUAAUCCACAGAUCGAGUUGACUGUUGCUAUAGUUAAAUACCGAACUAUUUUAAGGAAGAUCAGAAAGGGUGUCUGCAGUGAUUUUAUCGCUCAUCUAAAUACAAAUGAUCAAGUGCGUUAUAAGAUCAUCAGUAAUAAUUUAAUUAGAAAGUCAUAUCAUGGUAAGCCAAUGAUUUUAGUCAGUCCUGGUGUUGGUAUCGCUCCAUUGAUGUCUGUUGUGAAGGCAAAUGUCUCAAAUGAUAUACACUUCUUUUUCGGAUGUAGAUUCAAGGAUAAAGAUUAUUUGUAUCAAGAUAUCUUGGAGAAAUGGAACUCUGAAAAUAAAAUAAUGUUACAUCCUGUCUUUUCAAGAGAUCGUGAAAACUCACCUGAUACUAAGUAUGUUCAAGACGUUCUUUGGAAGUUAGGUCAAGAAAUGACUGAUUUGAUUGUGAAGGAUAAUGCCUUAAUGUUACUUUGUGGUGCUUCGGGGAAAAUGCCCGUUCAAGUUAGAUUGACUGUCAUUGAAAUGUUGAAGAAAUGGGGGAAUUUCGCCGAUGAUGAUGCAGCAAGAAAGUAUUUAAAAGAAAUGGAAAGAGAUGAUAGAUAUUUACAAGAAACUUGGUGA
This is a messenger RNA of Naumovozyma dairenensis CBS 421, 1869 nucleotides long. RefSeq names its product NAPDH-dependent diflavin reductase (gene TAH18). The transcript has a single exon. Gene Ontology annotation, cellular component: cytosol. Lineage: Eukaryota; Fungi; Ascomycota; Saccharomycetes; Saccharomycetales; Saccharomycetaceae. Bases 1 to 1869 code for a protein of 622 amino acids. The record is from RefSeq and is a predicted model, not a curated record. Gene Ontology annotation, molecular function: NADPH-hemoprotein reductase activity; flavin adenine dinucleotide binding; FMN binding.